Molecule: messenger RNA, 2076 nt
Organism: Rubroshorea leprosula
Lineage: Eukaryota; Viridiplantae; Streptophyta; Magnoliopsida; Malvales; Dipterocarpaceae
Source: the annotation of a GenBank genome assembly
UUGCAUUUUAUUUUCUGCAAAACUUCUGCGAAAAGCUUUACCGUUUGCUUCCUGCGUGUGAACUGCUGCAUCAUUUGGGGAUUUUCACAUCAAGCUUUCGAAACCGAAAUCAGGGUCCUGACUUCAUUCCUCCCCCCUACUUCGUGCAAAGAUUGAGAAAAUGUCUUCAGAAGGAACAGUAAGUGUAGUAGGGAGUGAGGUGAUGCCCCUGGACUAUGGGAGCAUGGACUCAAAGAGUAGUCCAUCUCCAUCUAGUUCGAAGAAAACGGUGGAGGGGGUGAGAGGUGAUGAGGUGGUGGAGGUUGGGGGGAAUGAGAUGGUGGGGGUUGAGGGGGAUAGUGUGCCUAUCACCGUGGUAGAAGUAGAGGGUAAGGGAGAUAGGGGGUAUGAAAUAGAUGUAGAUAUAGUGGAAGAGGUGAAGCAGUAUAGAUCUGAACUUAGGACCAAGGAUAGCCUGGGUCACUUAGUGGAGAAUUACGAGAUCUCUUCCCGAGUGUUAGUUAGGCCAACCGGGGUAGAGGAGAGAGCGUGUUCUGCUCCUCGGGAUCAUUGGAUGCCUGUGUAUGCCCACUAUUUGAUAGCUAGGCUCAGGUUUCCAAUUCCUGAGUUGCUAGUAGGGUUGCUACUAGAUUAUGGUAUAGGGCUGACACAGUUAGUCCCCAACGCUAUGAGGGGGGGUAGCAGAAAGGAUAAGGGGUGCUUAAACGAAGAUGAGGAGGAGGAAGUGGGGAAGUUGGUGAGGAAAGGGGGGGAUUUACUGAACAUCAUGGACCUCACCAGCGCACAAUGCAUAGAAGUUGCUGAGCUCUAUGGGCCAAGCGCUUUAAGUGAAGCUGAAAUGGAUCAGUUUUUGAACACUGCUGGAGGAGUGGUCAUCCCCAAGAAACCAAGGAAGAAGUCAAAGACUUCAACCAAGCAAGUAGAUGAGGGGAGAGCUGGGAAGGAGGUAGUGCCCACCGCUUCAGCUGAGACGGAGGAGGAGUUGGAGGAGGGAGCUGAAGUACGAGCUCCCGGUAAGGGAAAGGGCCCUGUUCCCCCAAUGGCGUUUCAGAGCAGCCUGUUCAAAGCGAAAAACAUGACGGGGGCCAGGUGGUUCAUCAACACCACCUUCCCUGAAGUGGACAAACGCAACGCGCGGGAUGAGGCUCUGAGGUAUUGUGGGGCUUCAGUGGUGAAGCACGUUCUAGAGAGCGCGAGCUGGGUGAAUGGUCUAGCCCAAGAGUUCAUGGAUAGCGUGAAGGAGCGCUCCCUCUUGCAGAGGCAGUGUGACCAGCUGCAGAAAGAAAAGGAGGAGCUGGAGAAGAAAAAUAAAGAGCUGCAAGAGGAACUGAACGAGCGUGAGGCUCAGGCGAAAGAAAUAGCGCUGAUGAAGGAUGCGUUCGUGGAGCUGAAGGAGAAUGUGCAGAUGUUGGUGCACAAUGGGAUGAAGGAGCACAUCAGCAACUUCAUCAGCUCCAGUUCGUUUGACAACAUCGUCAACUUGUACCGGCUGCCCACUGCCAUCAUUGCCUUCACGGACUGCAGAAAGAAGGUGAAGGCUGAAUAUCCCGAAGUGGAUAUUACAAAGAUCACCUUCGGCGAGCAAGAAAAAGGAGUGGAGGAGGAUGGUGAGAGCAUGUCAGCAAACUUCCGUCCUCAACUCAAACUGAGGUGGGAGCAUGAUGCAGACGGACGUGCUGUUUUCCCUCCACAGUUCGACUUCGAGUUCGUUGCAGUGGAGGAAGAAGGGGCAGAGGUAGAGGAAGACGAAGUGGAGGCAGGAGUGGAAGGAGCUGAAGUGGAUGAAAGCCAACCAGUUCCAAAAGUGGAGAUUCAUCCAGUUCCUUCCAACGAUGAGCAGCCUCCUCUGCCAGACGAGCAGCAGCCAACACAGCCACCUCUUCCAGCUGAGCAGGAGCCAGUGGAGCCACCUCUCCCAGCAGAGAAAUAAUUUUGUUUUUUAAUUUUUGUAAAAAUUUUUAAACAGUUUGUAAUACCGUCGUUACUUUAAAUGAAAAUUCAGUUUUGAAAUCAUACGUUUGUGUGUGUUUGCUUUAUAUUUUUGUUAUUUUUUAUUAGUAAAAGAACUGAGGUUAU